Molecule: messenger RNA, 2209 nt
Organism: Phyllostomus hastatus (greater spear-nosed bat)
Lineage: Eukaryota; Metazoa; Chordata; Mammalia; Chiroptera; Phyllostomidae
Product: proline dehydrogenase 1, mitochondrial-like
Exons: 14
Coding region: 16-1818 (600 amino acids)
Cellular component (GO): mitochondrion
Molecular function (GO): proline dehydrogenase activity; FAD binding
Source: RefSeq, a predicted model, not a curated record
AGCAACCGCGCAGCCAUGGCUCUGAAGCGCAUCCUUUCCGCGGUUCGCUCCGGCACUCCUCGCCUCUCCCCGCUGUCAACGGCGCCGGCGACCCACGAGCGGCCCGCCGCGAGCCCGGGGGUCGUGCCAGGACGCGGGGCGGCGGAGCCCGUGCGGCCGCCGGUGCCUACCGUGGACUUCAACAACGCGCAGGAGGCGUACCGUAGCCGGCGCAGCUGGGAGCUGGCGCGCAACCUGCUGGUGCUGCGCCUAUGCGCUUCGCGGGUGCUGUUGGCGCACCAUGAGCAGCUGCUCCGUCUCACCAGUAGACUUCUGGGACAACGGCUGUUCGACAAGCUUAUGAAGAUGACCUUCUACGGACAGUUCGUGGCCGGUGAGGACCAGGAGUCAAUCCGGCCCCUGAUUCAGCAUAACAAGGCGUUUGGUGUGGGCUCCAUCCUGGACUACGGAGUGGAGGAAGACCUGAGCACAGAGGAGGCGGAGCGCCAGGAGAUGGAGUCCUGCACCUCCGAGGCUGAGCGGAAAGACAGAGGAGCCAGUAAGAGAGAGAAGCAGUACCAGGCCCACCCGGCCUUUGGAGACCGCAGGGACGGCGUCAUCAGCGCCCGCACCUACUUCUACGCCAAUGAAGCCAAGUGUGACAGCCACAUGGAGACGUUCCUGCGCUGCAUUGAGGCUUCAGGUGGAGCUAGCGAUGAUGGCUUCACAGCCAUUAAGCUCACCGCGCUGGGGAGACCCCAGGUUCUGCUGCAGUUCUCAGAUGUGCUGACCAAGUGGAGACGGUUCUUUCACCAAAUGGCUGCCGAGCAAGGGAAGGCCGGGCUCGCUGCCACGGACACGAGGCUGGAGGUGGCGGCACUGCAGGAAAGCGUGGCGAAGAUGGGCAUUGCGUCCAAGAAGGAGAUCGAGAGCUGGUUCACUGCAGAGACCCUGGGUGUGUCUGGCACCCUGGACCUGCUGGACUGGAGCAGCCUCAUCGACAGCAGGACCGAGCUCUCCAAGCACCUGGUGGUCCCUAACAUGCAGACAGGACAGCUGGAGCCUCUGCUCUCAGGGUUCACCGAGGAGGAGGAGCAGCAGAUGACGCGGAUGCUGCAGAGGAUGGACACCCUGGCCAAGAAAGCCUUGGAGGUGGGGGUGCGGCUGAUGGUGGACGCCGAGCAGACCUACUUCCAGCCGGCCAUCAGCCGCCUGACGCUGGAAAUGCAGCGCAAGUUCAACGUGGAGAAGCCGCUCGUCUUCAACACGUACCAGUGCUACCUCCGGGAUGCCUAUGACAACGUCACCAUGGACGUGGAACUGGCUCGCCGUGAGGGCUGGUGCUUUGGAGCCAAGCUGGUGCGGGGAGCAUACAUGGCCCAGGAGCGGGCCCGUGCCGCGGAGAUCGGCUACGAGGACCCCAUCAACCCCACGUACGAGGCCACCAACGCCAUGUACCACAGGUGCCUCAAUUAUGUCCUGGAGGAGCUGAGGCACAACGCCAAGGCCAAAGUGAUGGUGGCCUCCCACAACGAGGACACAGUGCGCUUCACGUUGCGCAGGAUGGAGGAAUUGGGCCUGCACCCCGCUGACUGCCAGGUGUACUUUGGACAGCUGCUGGGCAUGUGUGACCAGAUCAGCUUUCCGCUGGGCCAGGCAGGCUUCCCUGUGUACAAGUACGUGCCCUACGGCCCCGUGAUGGAGGUGCUGCCCUACCUGUCCCGCCGUGCCCUGGAGAACAGCAGUGUCAUGAAGGGUGCCCAGCGGGAGCGGCGGCUGCUGUGGCAAGAGCUGAAGCGGAGGCUCCGCACAGGCAGCCUCUUCCACUACCCAGCCUAGUGCCCGUGGGCCGCCACCGCCACCAGACUUGGCCUCCAGCUGGGGCAGGGGUCUGUGGGUCCAGGUGCCCCGGGCCAAGGCUGUGCCAGCCCAGCCUCACAAGCAUUCACCUUUUGACACCUAAGACUAUGAGACCUGCUCCAAGUGGGGCCUGUGCGACCCCAGCCCCAGCCAGGAUGUGGGCACUCAGGUGUAGGCCGGCUCUGAUACCUGCCACAGCCAGAGACGGCCAGGAACCACCCUUUGAGUGGGAACUGCCCCGUCUCUGUCUGCCUUUCUGACCCAAAGCCCGCCUCCCAGCAAGGUCUAACCCACAGAGCUAAAGCCCCCCCAGGUGGAGGGUGGCCAUGCUGAAGAAGGUGGGCUGACCAAUAAACCACUAUUUCUGCAA